This is a messenger RNA of Xyrauchen texanus (razorback sucker), 6003 nucleotides long. RefSeq names its product kinesin family member 5C (gene kif5c). Gene Ontology annotation, biological process: microtubule-based movement. The record is from RefSeq and is a predicted model, not a curated record. The transcript has 26 exons. The coding region runs from base 320 to 3217 and encodes 965 amino acids. Lineage: Eukaryota; Metazoa; Chordata; Actinopteri; Cypriniformes; Catostomidae. Gene Ontology annotation, molecular function: microtubule motor activity; microtubule binding; ATP binding.
CCAACGCUUAAAGGUGGACUCGGGUGAAGCUCCAAAUAUCUUCCAUCAACGCAAAGCAUUUGUCGACACGUCUAAGUGAUUAUAAGUGGCAUUUAAAAGCAUCUGCAGGAGUUGCGUCUUUUAUUUGAGGUUGGUUUAAGUUUCAAGGCUUCUUUCGCUCGCGCAGUGGGAAUGGACAUUACGGGCUAAACAGCUGGCAAGCAUUAAGACAUUAAGAUUGUUUGACUGGUGCAUCCCUCUCUAAAGUGCGGGCUGGAUGUAAAGAUCUCUUGACAAGAGAGAAAGUUUCGUUGGAUAACAUUAGGUCGUAUCAUUCACGAUGGUGGAUGCAGCUGAAUGUUGCGUGAAGGUGAUGUGCCGAUUCAGGCCACUUAACGAAUCAGAAAUCAACAGAGGUGACAAAUACAUACCGAAAUUCAAAGGAGAAGACACCGUCGUUAUUUCGGGGAAGCCAUAUGUCUUUGACCGAGUCCUUCCUCCGAACACAACACAGGAACAAGUAUAUGACAACUGUGCCAAACAAAUUGUAAAAGAUGUGCUGGGUGGCUAUAACGGGACCAUUUUUGCCUAUGGCCAAACCGCAUCAGGCAAGACUCACACUAUGGAGGGACAACUACACAGCCCUCAGCAGAUGGGUAUCAUCCCUCGCAUUGCACAGGACAUCUUUGACCACAUCUACUCCAUGGAUGAAAACCUGGAGUUCCAUAUCAAGGUCUCUUAUUUUGAAAUCUACCUGGAUAAAAUCAGAGACUUACUUGAUGUUUCCAAAACCAAUCUUGCUGUACAUGAGGAUAAGAACCGAGUGCCCUUUGUCAAGGGUUGCACAGAACGCUUUGUAUCCAGUCCAGAGGACGUCAUGGAUGUGAUCGAUGAUGGAAAAUCCAAUCGUCAUGUGGCCGUCACGAAUAUGAAUGAGCAUAGCUCCCGCAGUCACAGCAUUUUCCUCAUUAAUAUUAAGCAGGAGAAUGUGGAGACUGAGAAGAAAUUGUGUGGGAAGCUCUACCUGGUGGAUCUGGCUGGAAGUGAAAAGGUCAGUAAAACCGGAGCAGAAGGAUCUGUGUUGGACGAGGCUAAAAAUAUCAAUAAGUCUCUUUCUGCUCUGGGGAACGUCAUCUCAGCCUUGGCUGAGGGAACUAAAACUCAUGUGCCAUACAGAGAUAGUAAAAUGACCAGGAUUCUUCAGGAUUCUUUGGGUGGGAACUGUAGAACCACAAUCGUCAUCUGCUGCUCUCCCUCCAUAUUUAAUGAGGCUGAGAGCAAAUCCACUCUCAUGUUUGGCCAGAGAGCAAAAACCAUCAAAAACACUGUUUCUGUUAACAUGGAACUGACAGCUGAAGAAUGGAAGAAAAAAUAUGAGAAAGAGAAAGAGAAGACCAGGGGUCUGAAAAUCAUCAUCCAGAGACUAGAAAAUGAGCUCAAAAGAUGGCGGAAAGGUGAGAGUGUACCUGCUGAUGAGCAACUCAACAGCAAAGAAUCCAAGAAUUCUGAAGCCCCUCCCAUAAUUGACAAAUCGGCUCCACCCCCUGAGCCUCUUUCAGAUGCAGAAAAAACCCAGUACGAGGAACUGAUCAAUGACCUGUAUCAGCAGCUAGAUGAAAAGGAUGAUGAGAUCAACCAGCACAGUCAGCUGGCAGAGAACCUGAAGCAGCAGAUGGCAGAUCAGGAUGAGCUCCUGGCAUCCAAACGACAUGACUAUGAGAAGAUCCAGGAAGACCUGAGCCACUUGCAGCAUGAGAACGAGGCAGCUAAAGAAGAGGUGAAAGAGGUGCUUCAAGCCUUAGAGGAGCUGGCAGUGAACUAUGACCAGAAAAGCCAUGAGGUGGAGGAGAGAGGAAAGACAAACCAACAACUUUCAGAAGAGCUUGUGCAGAAAAGUGCAGCUCUGGUUGGUGUGGAGAGGGAUUUCGCUGCUCUGCAGGAACUGAGUGGACAUCACAAGAAGAGAUCAGCAGAUAUCCUCAGUCUAUUGCUCCGAGAUCUCAGUGAGAUUGGCAGUGUUAUUGCCUUGAGUGACCAAAAGAUGACAGAGGUGAAUGGAGGAAUGGAAGAGGAAUUCACCAUGGCACGUCUCUUUAUAAGUAAGAUGAAGUCAGAAGUGAAGUCUCUGGUCAACCGCAGCAAACAGCUCGAAAGCGCACAGACCGAUACAGUGUGCAAAAUGCAGGCCAACGAGAAAGAGCUCGCUUCCUGCCAGCUCCUGAUCUCUCAGCAUCAGGCAAAGAUCAAAUCCCUUACAGACUAUAUGCAGAACAUGGAGCAGAAGAAGAGACAACUGGAGGAAAGCCACGAUUCACUGACGGAGGAGCUCGCUAAACUCCACGCAAAAGAAAAGAUGCAUGAUGUGUCAGUUCUUGAUAAGGAAAAGGAACACAUGAGCAAAAUCCAGGAUGCUGUGGAGAUGAAGAAAGCCCUUGAACAGCAGAUGGAAAGCCACAGAGAGGCUCAUCAGAAGCAGGUCUCUCGUCUCCGAGAUGAGAUCGAAGAGAAACAGAGGAUUUUGGAUGAGCUGAAGGAUUUGAAUCAAGCUGUACAGCUUGAACAGAAGCAGCUUAUGUCUGACUAUGUGAAGCUGAAACAGGAGGAACAGAAGAAGGAUGAGAGACUACAGAAGCUUGUGUUGUUGAAUGAGAAGAAGGAGCAAGCCAAAGAAGAUCUCAAGGGUCUGGAAGAUACUGUUGCCAAAGAGCUCCAGACUCUCCACGAUCUGCGCAAGCUGUUCAUUCAGGAAAUCAGUGAUCGAAUUGGACGAAGUAUGGAACUGGACGAUGAUGAAUCAGGGGGAAGUCUGGCUCAAAAACAAAAGAUUAUUUUCCUGGAGAACAACCUGGAACAGCUCACUAAAGUCCACAAGCAGUUGGUACGUGAUAAUGCAGACUUGAGAUGUGAGCUGCCUAAACUUGAGAAGCGCCUACGUGCGACUACUGAGCGGGUGAAAAUUUUGGAGUCUGCUCUGAGAGAGGCGAAAGAAAGUGCCAUGAGAGACCGUAAGCGGUACCAGCAAGAGGUGGACCGCAUCAAGGAGGUCAUCCAAGCGAAGAAUCAGGCCAGGAGGAACCACACUGCACAAAUUGCUAAGCCUAUUCGUGCUGGACAUCACCAUCCAGUGGCUUCUGCCUCAUCUGGCCACACUGUCAGAGGAGGUGUCUCCAGCCCACGACGACACCAUCAUCAGCACCAACAACAACAACAACAGCAGUAUCAUCACAGGACCAAGUGAAAACAGGCCAAGGUUGAAAAAAAUGUGCCAUCAAGAGUACGUCUUUUUCAAUGAGGAAAAAGAACCACUGUCAUCUUUUACGAAGAAUUCUCAAGUUAACUUGCUGUCCUUACCAUGACCUCCACUCAUUCAUUCUGUUUAAGUCGGCUCCUUCCCUCCAUUUAUUCAUCAGCCCUGAAUGGGGAUCUGAGAUCGCUGGACUCUUCCAUAAUUAAACAUUCACAGAAAUGGGCAAACUCAAACCCACACUCUUAAGACAAAGUGAUAGUGUCUUUUAAAUUGAAGUGCUAACUUCAUCUAAGUGCUAUUUUAUUGCUUGUUUCAUGUUCUGACUCUUCCUCUCUAUGGCUUCUUUCUACCCUGAGUCACUUUGUAUUUGAAAAAGUCUUCAAUGUUGGUGUCACAUUCUGAUUAUAGUAAUUCAACUCAUCUUUCAUCAUAGAUGCCAGGUUAGUUUCCAUCAAAGGAAAUAACAGUCUUGGAAGAUAAUAUUGCAUAGAUAAAACAUUGUCACUAAAACAGCAUUAGAAGACAUUAUACACCCCUGGAGUAACAUUAGGGCCAUUCUGCGGUUCUCUUAAUUGGCACUAAUUCUUUCAGUCUUAAUGGCCACAAAGAACAUGCAGUGACAUGACGGGGGAAUGUAAUUUAGGAACACAAACAUUGUUUCGAACUUAAUGCUGAAUUAUUUAAUUAUUUAUAAUGCUUCAAUGACUGAAAAUGCUUUUACUGCAUGUUCAUUUUUUAUAUUUACUAUUUAUUUUUGUAUACAUUAUGAGUGAUUUCAAUUUAUUUCCAAAUGCAAUUUUUUACUUUUUGUAUAUUAAUUUUAAGUUCCUCACUUAGAGCCAGGAAAAACGUGCAUACACAUUUUUAUACAGAUACCGAUAUGGGUGCUAAAUGUGCUCUGGAGCAAGAAAAGAACAAAUCAAUUUGAGAUAACAAAUGACCACGGAGAGAAAUUUCACAGCUAAUUCCAUUCCAAAAUGUAUACUUUUUUUAUCAUAGUAUCCAUCCAUCCAUCCAUCCAUCGUCAACCGCUUAUCCUGUGUACAGGGUCGCGGGUAUCAUAGUAUCAUUAUUUAUAAUUUGUUCAUUUUUAGUAGUUUAAUCACGAAGUGAUGAAACCGUAUUGUAAUUGUCAGGAUUUUUAGUAUUAUUUUUCCACCCUAAAACUGAUCGUGUAGACCAAACCGUAAGGCCUAGAGCAAGGGUGGGGAACCCUGCUCCUGGAGGGCCACUGUCCUGCAGGGUUUAGCUCCAACCCUAAUCAGACAAACCUGAGGAAACGAAUCAUGGUCUUGAUUAUGUGAAAAAUGUAAGGGCAGGUGUGUUUGAUUAGGGUUGGAGCUAAACUCUGCAGGACAGUGGCCCUCCAGGAGCAGGGUUCCCCACCCCUGGCCUAGAGACUUCAACCUUUGGGGAAUGGUAGCUGGCUAAUCAUACAAAUGGACGCUAAAUUAAAAGCAAAUGACCAUAACUUUGGGCCAUAACUCCUGAAAUGUAUGUCUUAUAUCAUUGGAAUCCUUCCAGCUAUUUUGGAUUUUUCUAAAAACCUGCUUUUUCAAACUAGUCCUUGGCUGUUGGCCCGAUUGAAAACAAACCAGUGCAGAAAGAUUCUCUGGAGUCUCAAUAUCAAUAAUUAUCCAAAAAAAAGAACUUUCGAGUCACCUUCGCAACAAUACACCAAAACUUACAAAUUUGAAAAUAAUUUGCCACCAAGAGGCACUAUCGUGUUUUACAUGAUCGUAUAUACAGCGGUGUUACAUACAAUUCAUAUCAUAUGAUAGCACUCCUCAUUUUGAACAACUUUGCCUCAAGAACCAUUGGUGUGAAUUGUUUGUUAAAUAUUUAAGAUUUUUUAACCUUUUUAAACUAGUCCUAGGCCGUUCGCCCGAUCGGAAGCAAACCAGUGAGUCCCAACAUCAAUAAUGGCCAAGAAACGUAACUUUCAAUUGAUUGUCGUAACAGUAUGCCAAAACACACGAAGUGGGUGUGGACACUUUUACUUAAAUGGAUAUAACUCUUGAGCAGACUGAGAUAUUUUCACCAAAUUUGGGACAUUUAUGUGGGAGGUCAAUCUGAGGACACAUGAAAAAAACAGAGGCCACCUUUACCUCACUAUAACAGUCAGGAAUAUAACAAAUGCCAUACCUCUGUGCUACCUAACCUGAUGGUUCUGAAAAUAAAGGUGCUUUAUCAUUGUUUUAGACUGUUCAAGUAAUACUCGAUAUCUGCCACAUAUUUACUUAAAAGCUUGAACUCUGUUAAUCGGCUGCUUGCAGUUAUAUUUACUUUUGAUAUAGCUCUAUGGUCAUAAAAAUGCAAAUACAUCAACACAAAUUCAUAUUAGUUGAGAAUCUCCCGUCACAUUAACUCCUUCACUAUAGAAUCAAAUAAUACGUUUGUUCUUCUUUAGACAAUCUUCUAAUGUAAAGUGCACAAACACCAGUGAUUUACCCAGGUGUAGUGUUUUUUUGUAUCUAGUACAAUGUUCUUGUACUGUGUUUUACCUUGCACAGCUUUAUGGUGGUGAUUUACUGUACUGCACACACAGACCUCUAUUACAGUAUGUGUUUGUCUUCAGGUUCUUGUUCAUCAGUGUUUUAAAGUUUAUGUGCUAUGAACUUUACCUCUGAAAAUGAGAUAUCAGAGAACAUUGAAUAAACUUUAAAUGCCACGACAAGGAUUUCAAAUGAAUGUUUGUUACAAUAUAUCAAGCUUAAAGCACACAAGUUUAAUAACAGGGUUUCAGCUUCAGAGUGUAACACUCAUUUAUCAGAUGU